AUGAACCACCCCCAGAAGACUUCAACCCAUCGUCCUCAUCAUCCUGCUCAUCACCAUCAUCCCUAUCGUUCAUCACACUCCAGAAGCACAUCCAAUGAUGGGUUCAGGAGACAUUCCAACCCUUCUUCACAUGAACCUCAUUUGACUAAACCAAGCGACCACCCUGAGCAAUUUGCCUUCGACCAAAAUAAACCCAAGUCACCAGUUUCCCAAUCAAUCAUCCUCAAGGGCAUUCCCUGGUCAGCCAAUGAAUCCUCUGUAUUCGAGUUCUUAGAAAGCAUGGGAGCCGCGGUUCGUUUUGUCAAAGUAAUCUACGAUCACCAAACCCACCGAAGCAAACGCUAUGCAUAUGCCCACUUCUUUGGCCUGGAUCGCGCACAAGAGUUUCUCGAGCCUCGAUUUCCAUUUAUUACCUGGAAAGAACCAGAGAAUUCUGAACACCGUAAUUACUACAAUACUUUGAAGAUCCGAAUCGACUAUUGCACCGAGCCACCAGAGGUCAAAAAAAAUCUUGGGAAUGGUGGAGAUGAUGACAAGAGUGAGAUACCAAAUCAAAUCCUUUUAUUACGAGGGCUCGACAAGAAGACCACCCUUCAAGAUAUCCAUACAUCCUUGCAGAUGAUACGUGAACGCAUUCCCAUCCAGAACAUCAUGCUGGUCAUGGAUCGGGCUACUCAAAUGAGUUGUGGAUAUGCGAUGCCCUUAGGGCCCUUGCCUUGA
Messenger RNA from Puccinia graminis f. sp. tritici CRL 75-36-700-3, 720 nucleotides. RefSeq lists its product as uncharacterized. Gene Ontology annotation, biological process: mRNA splicing, via spliceosome. The transcript is spliced from 3 exons. The coding region runs from base 1 to 720 and encodes 239 amino acids. Gene Ontology annotation, molecular function: RNA binding. Gene Ontology annotation, cellular component: nucleus. Lineage: Eukaryota; Fungi; Basidiomycota; Pucciniomycetes; Pucciniales; Pucciniaceae. The record is from RefSeq and is a predicted model, not a curated record.